Messenger RNA from Geodia barretti, 263 nucleotides. The record is from the annotation of a GenBank genome assembly. Lineage: Eukaryota; Metazoa; Porifera; Demospongiae; Tetractinellida; Geodiidae.
AAGGCCAAGUCGUCUGGGGUGUCUACCUCAGAUAUCCUGAGGACAACCAACUGGUCAUCUAGUACUACAUUUACCUGGUUCUACCAUAGACCGGUGCAGAUGGGCCAGUUCGGGCGCCGGGUCCUGACUCUCAGACCGGCAUCAUCAGCUGAGGAAGUAUACAGACCACAAAAGGAGGUCUGGAGGAGAGAAAUACCCUGAUGGAGUCAUCCCAUAUAAUAAACAUUCUCAUUUAUCAUAUCUCAUGUGUCUUGUAGCAGUUG